Messenger RNA from Serendipita indica DSM 11827, 639 nucleotides. Lineage: Eukaryota; Fungi; Basidiomycota; Agaricomycetes; Sebacinales; Serendipitaceae. The record is from the annotation of a GenBank genome assembly.
AUGCUCGUGCUCGUUGAUCUCACAGUGGGGUUCCCGUCCCUCUGGCGUCGCUCACCCAUGAUGAGCCCUUACACAAUCAACUGCACGACACUCGCAGAUGCUGACCAUGGCAAAGGCAACCUCACCCUCUCGAGUCUCCUGGAUGAUUCCUAUACAUACGCACUGCUCCAAGCCGGUCCCAGCACAGACGGACGUGGCCACCCGUUACUAAACAUUGCCAAUGACCCGACCUUUCCAGCUGUAGAGUUCCAGGAAUGCAACUCGACCUUUAUGGGUUAUGAGAGCAAUCAGACAGAUAAUGCUGGGAACACCCUGUUCUAUGGACACCUUGUGCUGAACAGGAACGGCAAGCAGAGUUGCGCGACGAGAGACAUGGGCAGCAACGUGAUUUGGACAGUAUGCGAUACCCACGACGGCCCCCCGCAGAUGCGGCAGUAUUGGAAGCUGACGACCAAUACGUCGUCCUCAGAUCCUGCCAUGGUUGACUUUGUUGGACGUCCUGAGGACGAGUUGCUCCCAUUCCGCAGCGAGCCAACUUUAUACACUGUCAACGGUACUGUUGCUGUAAGGGAAACGCAUUUUCCGUUUGGGAGUGCCGAAUUGCCAUUGUAUCAAAUCUACCUGAGCUUUACGAAUUGA